CUCUCGCAUCUUUGUCUCCGCCACGCAGAGCUCGUUAACCCCCAGCCCCGCCCGCAUGGCGAGCCCUCUUUCAGAAAAGACAAUUCUGCCUACUUUAAGGUAUGGCGAGGACAGGCUCGCCUCAGAAACGGCGUUCAGCUUCUUUUCGCUAAAAGUCGCACAUGGGUCUACUCUCUGCUAUCUAUUGCCAUAGCCAAACACCAUAGCCGAGCCGAGCUCAGCUCCAGCUCCAGCUCGUCCAGCAGACGACUGUAAAGCACCGAGAGCAAAUGCCGGAGUCAGAGAGCAGCGGUGACCCGAGCAAGCCCUCUCUCUCUCUCUCUCUCUAAAUCUUCAAAUCACUCACACGCCCUUUGCGGGAUCGGAUCGUUGCGGCUGCGGACAUUCACCGCUGUGUUCUAUGGCCUAGGAGAUGACGCUGUGAGUGACUCGAUGGCCGACGAAGAAACUUCUGAUUUCCCUUCGCCCGAUCGUCGGUUGGUUGGAUCUUCGUGCUUUCGGCGAGAUGGAUGAUUCAUUCUCGAAUGCAUGAGUGAGGGAGGGAGAGAGAAAGAGAGAGUGAUUGAGGGCGAUUACGUGGUUCGACACCGAGCAUGCAUCAUGGUGUAAUCAACCGACAGCCCACCUGAUUCAUCGCCUGUGCCUCGCUGUCUCGCAGACUCGAGCUCCACCUGCAUCCAUGGAUGGCAUCAUUGGCCGGCGUCAAUGUGGGUGUGCAUGGCUUUCCUUCCUUCCACUGCGUCAGGGCAUUCUUUGAUCUCUCUCCAUCCUCACACAGAAGAGUGUACACGAGAUGCCAGAACAUUCUCAUUGGACCCAGUUGUGUUUUGUGGAUUGUAGCGGAGGCGGGAGAGAAGCGAGAGAGGAGACUACAGUACUACUCACUACUCGAGGCUCGAUGGACAAAUGCACUACAGUGCUGCAAGAGGAUGAUCUUCGAACUUGUCUGCCUAUAACUGGUACCACCCAGCAAGAAGAUCCUGGUAGAACUUGAAAUAGCAAGACACUGGGAGCACUCCCGGUCACACUUCAGGCUGUGACAGAUGUAUCCUGCAGAGACAAGAGUGAGAUUGCAGAAAAGAUGGGCCGCAUGCUUCCCGAGAAUGUCCGAACAUGUUUUCAUGACUAGGUCCGUGUCAGAAUCAAACAUGAGAAACAUAUACAGACGAUCGCCCGAUCCACAAGACCAUUGUCACCGGCAACCAUCGAAGAACUCGGGGGAAGACCCCCCGAGUUCUUCGGUAGUUGCCGUGGGGUGCUAUGACAAUUAGAGCAAAGGUGUCCGGGCCGAGAACUUUUCUUUGGCGGUCCUGAGAGGCUGUUCAUUAGAAUGAAGAAAACUGCGUCAUCGUCCUCUGCGUUCGUCUAGAAGGGUUUUCGAGCUUCAGUGCCGCUUCUCCUAACCACGCUGUCGACCUGUAUAUUUCGUGUACAAGGUUGGCAGAUUUUACUACAGCCGAACAUAGAUUUUAGCCCAGAUUCCAAGCUGUGAGCUGUGAGCUUCCUUCCUUCCUUCCUCUGUACAAGGAGUUCCUUGACCAAACCCAUUGUCUUCUGAGAAGUCUGAAGUAUUAGGAGAUAAGCGGGACAGUGACAAGGUCCUUUUCAGCGGGAUGCACAUCCAAGACAUCUCACAGAGUGAAACGUAAGCGACUGUAGGCCACAAUAGCUCGUGAGGUGCGUUUUAUAUGAAACGGCUUCAGCGUCCAAACAAUUGCCCAAUAUGAAGGAACCGGAUUAUAACGGAGCUAGAACUUAAUUCUUGCUGAUUUCACUCACCUUCUCUGCCCAAUGACGAAGGAGUUCCGAGGGAAUAUCAUAUGGUAACAUGCACACAUGAGUCGCAACAAUCUACAAUUGACCACCAUACCACUGAUGUGUUGCUACAAAGGACCAGUACUAGGCUGAGCGUUAUGUUUGUCCUCAUACUGAAGGCUCGAAAAAGCUGGGUUCGCAUGAACCACUUAUUCGGUUUCUUAAGUAUUAGCAGCAUUCUUGCACAAAUAUCAACAUGAAAACAAAGA
This is a messenger RNA of Marchantia polymorpha subsp. ruderalis, 2024 nucleotides long. The record is from the annotation of a GenBank genome assembly. Lineage: Eukaryota; Viridiplantae; Streptophyta; Marchantiopsida; Marchantiales; Marchantiaceae.